This is a messenger RNA of Trichosurus vulpecula (common brushtail), 3192 nucleotides long. It is a transcript of the gene KCNQ1, whose product is annotated as potassium voltage-gated channel subfamily Q member 1. Lineage: Eukaryota; Metazoa; Chordata; Mammalia; Diprotodontia; Phalangeridae. Gene Ontology annotation, cellular component: membrane; voltage-gated potassium channel complex. Gene Ontology annotation, biological process: transmembrane transport; potassium ion transport. Bases 1 to 3192 code for a protein of 1063 amino acids. The record is from RefSeq and is a predicted model, not a curated record. Gene Ontology annotation, molecular function: voltage-gated potassium channel activity. The transcript has 16 exons.
AUGUGCUUCUCCCUUUCCCCUUUGGGGGCCGAGCCCGAGGCUCCAGAGGGAAAGGGAGGAGGGACAGGGCCAGCUUGGACUGCGGCUGAAGACCACGAAGGUGGGAGUGGCGGGUGGGAAGAGAGACAGUUCCGGGGCUGUCCCCUGCUGGAGAAGGCUCGGCCACCCAAAGGACGAGAUGGCCUCCAGGCUGGAGAGAGGCGGGUCCUUGGUUUCUGUCGCCGUGCCUCAGUAGACGCUUCGCACCAGCUGCUGCGACCAGUCAGAAGCCCGGGGACCAGGCUUCUAAGGGGGCUUCGGAUCCGAACCAAGAACUUGAGGGUCUCUCAGUGGGGAUCACGGGUGCGGGCAAGGAAGCCAGGAGCCACGAAGCAGGUGUCGCUGUUUGUGUGGGUAAGUGCGCCCAGGGAGUGCGUAGGGGACAAGGGGGUUGAGCCCCAGGGUUCCAGGGGGCGCCCUUGGGCUAUGGCUCGGGUCCCCCACGCCGGGCACGGAGAGGGGCGGGGCAGGGAGCUGGCGUGUAUAGGUUACAGGCUCCUGAGUGAGAAGGGGCGGGCGAGGCACCCCGAGCCCCGCCCCGGGCGGCGGGCAUGGGCAGCUCCCGCCUCCCUGGCUCAGUCGGUGCCUCCCCUCGGGAGUGGGAGCCCAGUCUCCAGGGCAGCGGCGGUGGCGGCAGCUCUCAAAGCGGGGAGCGGGGAGCACCGCCCUCCUUCCUUCCUCCCUCCCGUCCCCUCCCCUCCCCUCCAGACCCGUCCUGAGCCCUCCGAGCCGCCGCCGUCCAGUGUCCCGCGGCUGGCCUCUGCCGCCCUUCGCUCCCGGGCCGGCCCCAUGGCGUCCUCGGCCGGGUCCCCCCCGCAGGCGGAGCGGCGGCGCUGGGGUUGGGGCCGUCGGGCCAGCGGGCCCCUGGGGCUCAGCCUCAGCCCCAAGGCCGCCUUCCCCUCGGAGCUGGCCGAGGUGACACCGGUGGCCGGAGCGCUCUAUGCGCCCAUCCCCGCGCCGGGGCCCGGCCCUCCCCCUGCCGCAGCCCCGGGGCCCCGGGGGUCCCCGGCCCCGCCGUCUCCUCGGGGGCCCCCGGCCCCACCGUCGCCAUCGCCGCCGCCCACCGUGAACCUGGACCCGCGCGUGUCCAUCUACAGCGUGUGGCGCCCGCUGCUCACCCGCACCCACGUCCAGGGACGUGUCUACAACUUCCUCGAGAGACCCACGGGCUGGAAAUGCUUCCUCUACCACUUCACGGUCUUCCUCAUUGUUCUGAUUUGCCUCAUCUUCAGUGUGCUCUCCACCAUCGAGCAGUAUGUUACCUUGGCCACCGGGACACUCUUCUGGAUGGAAAUUGUACUCGUGGUAUUUUUUGGGACGGAGUAUGUGGUUCGUUUGUGGUCAGCGGGAUGCCGUAGCAAGUAUGUGGGGAUCUGGGGACGGCUGCGCUUCGCUAGGAAGCCCAUUUCCAUCAUCGACCUCAUUGUGGUCGUGGCCUCCAUGAUCGUACUCUGCGUGGGCUCCAAGGGACAGGUCUUUGCCACAUCAGCCAUCAGGGGAAUUCGCUUCCUGCAGAUUCUACGGAUGCUGCACGUAGACCGCCAGGGCGGAACAUGGCGAUUGCUGGGCUCCGUGGUCUUCAUCCAUCGGCAGGAGCUGAUAACCACCUUGUACAUCGGGUUUCUGGGUCUAAUCUUCUCCUCGUACUUUGUGUAUUUGGCGGAAAAGGAUGCUGUGAACGAGUCGGGCCAGAUUGAGUUCGGCAGCUAUGCCGAUGCCCUGUGGUGGGGCGUGGUGACUGUCACGACCAUUGGCUACGGAGACAAGGUGCCACAGACUUGGAUCGGGAAGACCAUCGCCUCCUGUUUCUCAGUCUUUGCCAUCUCAUUCUUUGCCCUCCCGGCGGGGAUCCUUGGUUCUGGUUUUGCCCUGAAGGUCCAGCAGAAACAGAGACAGAAGCAUUUCAAUCGCCAGAUCCCCGCUGCGGCCUCUCUCAUUCAGACGGCCUGGAGAUGCUAUGCGGCUGAGAAUCCCGAUUCUUCAACAUGGAAGAUUUAUAUCCGAAAACCUGCCCGAAAUUAUCACCUGCUGUCACCCAGUCCCAAACCCAAGAAAUCUGUCAUGGUAAAGAAGAAAAAAUUCAAAUUGGAGAAAGACAAUGGGGUUGGCACUGGCGACAAAACAUUGACGGUGCCACACAUCACUUAUGACCACAUAACAGAGGAGAGAAAGGCAGACCAGUUUUCCAUCGAUGGAUACGAAAAUUCUGUGAAGAAGAGCCCUUCCUCGCUGGAGGUGAACCCCGGCCACUUCCUGAGGACAAACAGCUUUGCUGAGGAUCUGGACCUGGAAGGGGAGACUCUGCUGGCCCCAAUCACACACAUCUCCCAGCUUCGGGAGCAUCACCGGGCCACCAUUAAGGUUCUCCGGCGUAUGCAGUAUUUUGUGGCCAAGAAGAAAUUCCAGCAAGCCAGGAAGCCUUAUGAUGUCCGUGAUGUCAUUGAGCAGUACUCUCAAGGUCAUCUCAACCUGAUGGUGCGAAUCAAGGAACUCCAGAGAAGGCUGGACCAGUCAAUAGGGAAGCCUUCCCUCUUCAUCUCUGUCUCAGAGAAGAAUAAAGACCGAGGGAAUAACACGAUUGGAGCCCGACUGAACAGAGUGGAAGACAAGGGCAGCUACAUCUGGCAUUUACCCUCUUUGCCGUACUCCGUCUCCUCCUCCGGCCGCUGCUGUCCAGUGCUGUGCCCGUCAGCUUCGAUCCAAGAACACCUCAGACCCUUUCGCCAGGGCCACACCACAGGACAACCUAUGAAAACUUCAGCAGAGGGGGCAGCCAGCAGGGAGCAUCCUGGCUCAGAGCCAGGAAGGAUGGGGUCCCUGUCUGCCUGCCUUUGCCUCUCUUGCCUCCCCCAAAGCUCCACAACCCCCAAACUCAUUCCGCUCCAUAUUCCUUGUGGCCGAGGCAGCGGUGUAGCUUCAGAAGUGGGGGCUCCCACCCCAGUGUCAGAAAGGGCUACAUUUCUUGUGCUGACCUGCAGUUUCUCUGCUCACAUCCGUACCCAGCCCCCCCCCAAAAGGAGCCCCAGUCCUGCUUUGUCUGCACUGAGACAUCUCCCCCUGCCCCAAUGCCAAGGACCCCAAGCAGAGCUCCUCAUCUUUGUUACCCUGGAGAACCACACCCCCCACCCCGAGUUUUGUGACUUCAGUGAAUGA